Messenger RNA from Oncorhynchus mykiss (rainbow trout), 1469 nucleotides. The record is from RefSeq and is a predicted model, not a curated record. NCBI's taxonomy places the organism in Eukaryota, Metazoa, Chordata, Actinopteri, Salmoniformes, Salmonidae.
ACAUCCGUUUCCGCUAAAAUUCAUGAGAAUAAAAAUGUGCUUUAUGGUUUUAAUUUAAGGUUAGACAUACAUUUAGCAGUGUGGUUAAGGUUAUGUUUAAAAUCACGUUUUAAGAAAAUACAUUGUAGAAAUAGGCGGGGUUUAUGACUUUGCGGCUGUCGUAACCAGUGACAACUGGGUAAGAAAAUUACUUAAUAGAGCUCAAUAUAUCUUGCACUGUUCAUAUAACGAAUAUUUAUUUUAACGCGACAUUUUUCAAUAUUUGAAAGUGAGGAGGGCAUGUAGUAUCGAUUUCGCCCUUAUCGCAUGCGGAUGAUCUAUUUUGUUGCAUUGUGUCUCUCACCCUUUGCUCUCCAUAUUGUGCAACAUUUACUUGUCCCAUAACUUCGCAGCGAAAGUCUGAAGAGCCAUGGAAAUCUCUUUCGCAGGCAAGCGGGCCAUAGUCACGGGGGCAGGAAAAGGCAUCGGCCGGGCCACGGCGCUUGCUCUGGCGCGCUGCGGGGCAGAGGUCGUGGCAGUCACACGUACGCGGGCUGACCUGGACAGCCUUCUGCUGGAGUGUCCGUCCAUCAAGCCGGUGUGUGUGAACCUCGGUGACUGGGGGGCCACAGAGGAGGCGCUACGGGAGGCCGGCGGUAAUGUCGAUCUGCUGGUGAAUAACGCAGCCUAUGCCACGCUGCAGCCUUUCCUAGAGGUCACCCCCGACCAGUUUGACAUAUCCUUUAACAUCAACGUGAAGGCUGUCCUCCAUGUCUCUCAGAUUGUGGCUCGGGGUAUGAAGGCCAGAGGAACAGGAGGCUCCAUAGUGAACAUCUCCAGCCAGGCGUCUCAGUGUGCCCUCCAAGACCACACCGUCUACUGUGCCACUAAAGGUGCUCUGGACAUGCUGACUAAGGUUAUGGCCCUGGAGCUUGGACCCUAUCAGAUCCGUGUGAACAGUGUGAACCCCACAGUCGUGAUGACUAAGAUGGGGAGACUGGCAUGGAGUGACCCUGGCAAGGCCAAGACCAUGACCUCACGCAUCCCUCUGGGACGAUUCGCAGAGGUGGAGGAUGUGGUGAACUCUAUCCUGUUCCUGCUCAGCGAUAAGAGUUCUAUGACCAACGGUGUCACCCUGCCUGUGGACGGGGGCUUCCUGGCCUGCUAACCUCUCACCUUCUCAUUCUGCCUUCUGAUUGGCUGGCGUAGUCAUUUUCCAUGGUGUCCACUAGUACCCAUUUAAUUCCUCUUCAAGCACUGAUUAUAUUCGGACUUGAUUUUGUUUUAUGUUACUGAUUACAUGUCACCCAGAACAAUAGAAUGAGUCUUUAUGAGCUGCCCUGUUUGUUGUAACCGUAAGCAAUUGUUUAUUUUUUGCAUAUUGUGGGUGUGUGUUAGCUUAUAGAGAGAACUGCUGGAUGAAACUAGUGUAAUAUACAGUCGUGACCAAAUGUUUUUGAGAAUGACACAAAUAUAAAUUUUCACCAAGU